Capsicum annuum is the source of this 1189-nucleotide messenger RNA. RefSeq names its product protein transport protein SEC16A homolog. Gene Ontology annotation, cellular component: ER to Golgi transport vesicle membrane; endoplasmic reticulum exit site. Gene Ontology annotation, biological process: COPII vesicle coat assembly; Golgi organization; autophagy. Lineage: Eukaryota; Viridiplantae; Streptophyta; Magnoliopsida; Solanales; Solanaceae. The record is from RefSeq and is a predicted model, not a curated record.
CGUGUAUAGUAUAUAUACAUAUAUAUCAUCAUAGAAAUUUUGCUUCUUCGAUCUGUGUAAGUUAAUUUACUUCUUCAAUUUUAAUUCAAUAGUAAUUCUCCCUUUCUUUUUUUCCAAUUUUCGCCGUUUUUUGAUUUUCGGGCAAAUAAGAUCAGGCGAAAAUUUUAGAUCUUUUCCGAUUUUGCCCUUGAAUUUCGUUACAGAAAUUGUUGUUUUUUCUGUAAUUAAUUGAAGUUUUGAGGUCCGAUCUGGUAGUUAAUUAGCUCAAUUUUUGUAGUUUAAUUAGAGAAUUUAUUUAGGGUUAGGGAUUUUAAUUGUGUUAGUUAAAUGGCUUCUAAUCCUCCAUUUAUAGUGGAGGAUCAAACGGAUGAGGAUUUUUUUGAUAAAUUGGUUAAUGAUGAUGACGAUGAUGUUGUUACGGGCUUUAAGUUAACGGGCUCGGGUUCGGGAUUUAGCCCGGGCCCGUUAACGAGCUCGGUGUGCGUUGAUGGGAAUGAAUCUGAUGAGGUUAAAGGUUUCGGUGAUUUGAGUAUAAGUGAUGAUACUGAGAAAGUAGGUAAUGGCGUUGGUAGUAAUGUGAAUUCGGAGUUGGUAGUUAAGGGAAAUGGAGAGCAGAGUAGUGGUAAGAUAACGGGCUCGGUAACGGGCUUGGGCCCGAAUGAGUGUAAUGAAGUUAAAGCUUUUGCUGAUCUUAGUAUAAGUGAUGAUGCGAAUAGUGGAGUUGAUAGCAAUGCUAAACCGGGUGAUAGUAGCGGUAAUUUGGAGUCUGAGGUAAAUGCUGGUAAGACGGAGAGUCAUGCGAGUGGAACGAGUAGUUCGGGUGUGAAGGAAGUUGGAUGGAGCGCAUUUAAUGCUGAUCUGGUUACGAAUGAUGGUUCGGGGUUUGGAUCUUAUAUGGAUUUUUUCAGUGAAUUGGGGGAUAGUAAUAAUAACGGUGAUGCAACAGGGAAAGCUGUUUUGCCAGCUGAACAGGUUCAUGAAACAACGUAUGUGGAGAAUACUAGUUCGUUAACACAAGGUCAAGAUGGUUACGGACAGCAUGAUGCUACGACGGAGCUAGUUGUAGAUGGACAGGAUGUAAAUAGUAGUCAGUAUUGGGAGAAUCUUUAUCCAGGAUGGAAGUAUGAUGCGAGUACGGGGCAGUGGUAUCAGGUGGAUGGUUAUGAAUCGGGAGGUAAUGUACAAGGAA